CAUCAGCCAGCCAGCAGCGGCCCCAGCGGGGGCCACCAGCGGUCAGUAUUUCGGCAAGCCGUCAUAGCUGUGGUGUCGUACGAAUAUGGGAAAAUGUAUUUGAAGCGCACGUCGAAGCUGCUGGACCUCACGGUGUCGCGUACCGCGGACGUGCAUCUGCGCGACCUGACGUGCCCGAUAUGCCGCGGCAUCCUGAUCGAGCCAGUGACGCUGCCGUGCACACAUAACCUCUGCCUGCGCUGCCUGCAGGGCACGUUCGAGCACAACAGCCUGAGCUGCCCGCUGUGCCGGGUGCGGGUGGGCUCCUGGCUGCGCACCGCCACCAAGUCCGAGACCCUGGUGAACCACGGCCUCUGGGAGCUCAUCAGGUCCAAGUUCCCGAAGGAGGUCGAGAGCAAGCACAAUGGCGAGGAGGAGGGGGACCUCGGCUUGGACGCUGAUUAUGCGGCGAACAGAAUACUCAGCGCGGCCGGAGAGAUACACCGGGAGUACAAGGCUCAACUACAAAUGGCCGAGGAAGAGAUGCGUCGUCAGAGGCAGGCCGAGCAAAUGGCCAGCGAGGCCUUGAUCCAGAAGAUUCAGGUGGAGGAUCAGCUGCUGCUGGCGCAGCUGGCGCAGGACCAGCUGCUGGCCAAGACCCUGGCGAAGCAGCAGCAGAAGGAGGCUGCGAAGUGUUACAACGAAUGCAUGGGCGCGUCCGUGCCGGGUUACGGUGUUUUCAACGAGUCCAAGUUCAACUACGCGCCGGUGCGUGUAAACCACGCCGAAGCGCCACUGGCCGAAACCGCGUGCCUGGAGGGCAGGCACAUGGGUCUUCCCGAGGCGGUCAGAGACAACUCGAAAACGAGGAUGAACGCGCUGCUGUCCAAGAUGUACUCCGUGCACGGCUCUAAGGAGGCGAACGCGUCCGGCGUCCAUAACAAUCCGUACUGCUGCCAGAAGCCCGUUCACAACGCCGUCGUGAAGAGGCAUCAGACGGUCUCGAAGUUCACCCAACCCUACGCCUCGAAUUACUCAAUGGAUGCUCCCGGAUGCUCCACGUCCAGAGCUCCCGCGACGGAGACGAAGGAGGAGUUGCGGGUACCGAGCGACGUGGUGAACAGCAAGAAGAAGAGUCUCGGGGUGGAGGUGUGCAUGACGCUGGCCGACGACGACAAGAGGAUAGGGAGCGCCGAGAGCUCCGGCAGUCACGACAGCAUAAAUCAGGAGAUCCAUCACUUUAAACCGAUCAAGACGGCGCCGAGGACGAAAUUGCAAAUUUCUUCAGAUGGAAAACAAAUAGAUCCGAAGUUGAUUAGGGUGAUCCCUAUUUUGAAGAAGGUGUCUAACGCAGUGCCAAAAGCUCCAUCGCCGACAUACGUGAAACGUAUCGGAUGCUCUUGGAGCGCCUUCAGAGGUAAAAUAAGACAGGACGCAAAGGAAAAGCACGUUACGCACAGUUUGAAGGAUAACACGGGGACGCCGAUUGAUCAGAAACCAUCGACGUCACUCAUUCAUUCUCAAACGAUGUCGAAUAAGUCGACGACGAAGGCACAGACAAAUGACGCAGUCGAUUCUAUAUCCGAAUCGUCGUUCGAUAGCAACAAAAAUUAUACGAAGAAUGCGAACAGAAUAAUCAAUGGCACUAAGGUGAGCAAGAAGUUGGACGACGAAUGGGACGCGAGGAAAGCACGCAAGUCCUGGAGACCGAGCAUACGAAACGGUAUGGUGGCGAAAUCUAAGCGACACAGAAAUCUGCGGAGCAGUAGAAAGGAAAUCAUUGUGAAUGUGAUAGACGAAGAGGAGAAGCAGGAGGGCGAUCCGACCGGCUCCAAUUCGUCGUUCGGUAAAGCAAGCCCGCAAGCUGGCGGCAAGCAGAACGGCAACGAUGACGUGGCCGUCGAAAAUAUAGCCGAGCGAAUUAAAAGGAGGAAAGAAAACGCGGAAAAGAAGAGUCCGGAGAAGACGUUGGAAGUUCCCGGGGUGGAGUUCAGCGCGUCCAAAAGAAGCAGAGCGGCAACGAAGAAGAAAGCGUUACCCGCGAGGACGGAUGAGAGUCCCGCGGUGGAUGAAGCCACGUUCUCGACGUCCCAGGAGAGUAUAGACGACGGGAAUUCCACGAGGAGGACGAAACGGCGAAAAGUGAGUAAAAAUUCUCAGAACAGUACGGAGGAUCUGGAGAAGAGCGAGCUCGCGACUGACACCGUGUCCGGCGUGAGGAAAUCCGCGCGAAACUCGACGAGGCUCUCGUCCGUCACGGCGGGCGAGUCGGACGGCGCGCGUAACAGGAACAGCGGCAAGUACAAUUACGACUCGCCGCCGGAGUCUUGCGACGAGACGGAGGAGAGUAGCGUCCCGGAAGGCGAGCGUACGGCCGACACCUGCGUCGGCAAGUUCCUCUCGGACGACGACGAGGUGGUCGAGGAGCAGCAGCGAAUCGAGCGGCUGCUGCUGCAGGAGCAGGCGGACUUCGAGCUGGCGCGUCGCCUGCAGGCCGAGUACGACGAGAUGGAGCGAAUAGGGCGCACCAGACGCUCGAGGAAGAUCGUCGAGGGCGAGGGGGGGAGCGUGAACAACGUGAACGCGCUCGAGACCGGCGCGGCGCGGACGGCACGGGACAGGACGAGCGCCGCGGGUGCGCGCAAGACCGCGAAACGGAAGCCGAUUGUCAGCCGAGCCGCGAGUAAGGCGACCAAGGCGAGGCGCAGCCGGCCGAAACGCAUGAAGAUCACGGUUGACGCGCGCGAGGACGAGACCCGCGCGCGAUAA
This is a messenger RNA of Wasmannia auropunctata (little fire ant), 2748 nucleotides long. RefSeq lists its product as uncharacterized. The record is from RefSeq and is a predicted model, not a curated record. NCBI's taxonomy places the organism in Eukaryota, Metazoa, Arthropoda, Insecta, Hymenoptera, Formicidae. Gene Ontology annotation, molecular function: nucleosome binding; metal ion binding; ubiquitin-protein transferase activity. Gene Ontology annotation, biological process: double-strand break repair. Gene Ontology annotation, cellular component: site of double-strand break; nucleus. The transcript has 4 exons. Bases 94 to 2748 code for a protein of 884 amino acids.